CUCACCGUCGCUGGCAGCGAACUCGACGACAUUCCCCUCUCCAUAUCGGAAAAUUACUUGUAUUUUCUCCUAAUAAUAUUUUGAAAGGAUUAUUUGGAGGGAACGUCACACUCCGGUUUUGAAUAUCUGCUUUUUACUUUGACAUCUAGCAGGAGGCGUCCAGAUCGAGAAUAUACUUUAGUGUAUGGAUAAUCCUCAGCAUUACCAGCCCUUGUCCCACGCCCUGCGCCUCCCAGUAGGUGCCCAAGCACCCGCUACAUAUACACCAGCAAGUUAUAAUCCCAAGCCACGACAUGACGACGACGACGACGAGGAUGACGACGACGAGGUCGUAGCCCAGCAACUCAAUCGGUCAGAGGAAACACAACAAAGCGGUACACCAAGCCCAGCAAUGAAGACGGCGAGUGCGCCAACGCAGCAGCAGCAGGACGAACCAAUCAUACACCAAUAUGAACCAGAGCAAAAACGAAGACCGGGUCGGCCCCGUGGGUCAAAGAAUCGACGGAAUCGUUCCAGCCAACCGCCGAGCAAACCAGUAGCUCAGUAUUCCCAUCCACCUUUACACCCUACCGGUCCGGGAACAGCACCACCCCAACAUCCGGAUGUGAACGCUCAGAAUCAGCAAUACUAUGAAUUCCAAUGGCGCGUCUUGAAUCUAUGUGCAGAGUUCUACAAUGCCGCCGAAGAACUGGUGAAAGGCGCGAAUCCAUUGGUUGUUGCCCAAUGCUAUCAUUCCGCACCAGGGAACAAGGUCGACCCCUUGGUCAUGCUGAACGAGGCCAAACGUAUUUGCGAUACACUGCUAGCGAACCCAUCUCGUCUCAUAACGACACCACCACCACCCAUGUAUCCAGUCAUACCGACCUUGUACCAGCCUCCUCAGCCCACUGUGCCUCCAGCUGGAGUAGCGAGCACGUCUAAUGUCGCUCCGGCUGCCGUCAUAAACCAACCCCAGUCAUUUGUGGUGUCAAUGAGCGCACCCCAAUAUCCUAUGUAUGCUCCGCCGCCUGGUCAAUAUCCUGCGGCUCCCUACUAUCAAUACCCGUCUUACGUGCCAGGUCCGCAAUACUACGGCGCACCUCAGCCUCCGGCCCCGCCUCAACAGCAGCAGCAACAGCAGUCGCAGCAACAACCUCAGCAACAACCUCAGCAGCAACAACCUCAACAGCAGGCACCUCAGCAACAACCACCUCAGCAACAGGUGCCAGCAGUACCGACUCCUACAGUCUCAACAACGAUGCCAGGAGUUGGAGGCAAUCAAGGAGCAUGGUCAGACGAAGAAACAGAACGACUGAAAGCUCUUGCUGAAGAGAGCAAGUCACAAAACAGUACAGGAGAACUGGAAUGGGACUGGGUAGUAAACCGAUUUGGAAAUGAUCGUACACGCCAUCAAAUUCUCAUCAAAGCUACUCAGCUUGGUCUAAAAGAGAGCAGUACACGAGCUGUGAAUUCGCGGGGGGUAAAACGGCGCCGAGACACGGACGGUGAGACUGCGAGUCCGCCCGUUCCUGCUGAGACGACAUCUCCUACGUCCGCCAACCCGGCUAAUACGAACCCGUCACCGUCUGCCAGCCAUGGACAGUCAACUCCCGUGGCAUCGCCGUCGAUGCAGAACCAGCCUAAGCCGUCUGCGUCCACCUCCAAAGUGUCAUUGCCUUGGCCGAUGCCUACCGUGGCAGUCAACACCCCUUCGCCUGUGGUGGCUACGUCGUCUCAUGAUCGUCCGUAUUACCGCCCUCGGCCGACGGACACAUCUUCCAAACCUCUUAUGGGGCCCCCAGUGCAGCAUCAGUAUAUGUACCAGCCCAAUGGGAGCACGAGUUCGGUGAUGAAUGGCAAGUAGUCUUGGAAUCACGGUCAUGGUUUAGCUUUUAUGUCCUAACGAUUUUUCUCUUACUUCAUUGCGGUUCCUACUUUGAACGCUCCUGGUAUAUAUACCAUCCCCCUUCCUGUUGUCUUUUUGUUAGUCUUGCAUAUGUAAGUUUGCCAUGUAUACACGUCCUGUACUACGUACAAUACGUCGCCGCGAUUAAAAGAUUUCACCUUUGUAGCUUUCUCUUGGACUUUUUGUCGUCAUUGUAUGCUACCUGUAUUUCUUAAAUGCAUGCUAUUCAUCUGCGGAUC
Desarmillaria tabescens is the source of this 2124-nucleotide messenger RNA. RefSeq lists its product as uncharacterized. Bases 185 to 1843 code for a protein of 552 amino acids. The transcript is spliced from 7 exons. The record is from RefSeq and is a predicted model, not a curated record. Lineage: Eukaryota; Fungi; Basidiomycota; Agaricomycetes; Agaricales; Physalacriaceae.